UAGGGUUUUACCCCCAGCCGCCACCCUUUCUCGACGCCUCGUGCUUCCCCGUGCGUGAGAACUGAGAAUACGGCGGAGGGCCGGCGGCAGCGGCGGUUAGCUCGGAGGCGGCCGGCUGGCAACGGGAAGCACAGACUUUUUAUUCAGAUCUGGUAAGCGGUAACAUGACAACACUCAAAGAUGUGGCAACUCGGAAACCUGUUCUAGCAACAAUCCGUCUUAUAGUUCCUGCUGGUGCCGCCCGUCCCGCACCACCAGUUGGACCAGCCCUGGGUUUCUACAGGCUUAAUCUGAUGGCGUUCUGCAAGGAUUUUAAUGCCAGGACACAGAAGUACAAAGCAGAAACUCCAAUGCAAGUUACUCUAACUGCCUACAAGGACAGCACUUUUGAGUUUGUAGUUAAGUCACCGUCAGUUUCAUGGUUUCUUAAGAAAGCAGCAGGCAUUGAGACUGCAAGCAGUCGGCCAGGCCACAACAUGGUGUCAUCUCUCUCGCUCCGUCAUGUUUAUGAGAUCGCAAAGCUGAAGCAGGCUGACCCAUUUUGCAAGCACAUGUCACUUGAGGCCUUGUGCAAAUCCAUCAUCGGCACUGCUAACUCCAUGGGCAUCGAAAUUGUGAAGGAUCUCUGAUCUGACUGGAAGACUAGUCCCACACAUAGUUUUGUUGUUCUCAUCUACAGUUGUCUAGUUUUAUAUGACCAAGAAGAAAGUAGGGGUAAGAUUUCUGUCAGAGGAGAAACCAUGCUGCUCUAUACAUGAAAGCAUCCUGCCCCAUUUUCAUAAUCGGCCUGUAUGUGACACUUUUGUUGAAUGGAGCGAUUGAGAGAAAGUUGGUUAAUAAGUUUCCGUCUCCUUAUUCUGUACUUUUGGAACAAAGGUUUAACAAUGAACUUGUUGUCUGAAUGAAAAUAUCAGCAUCGUCGCCUUCCACAUUA
Molecule: messenger RNA, 934 nt
Organism: Brachypodium distachyon (stiff brome)
Lineage: Eukaryota; Viridiplantae; Streptophyta; Magnoliopsida; Poales; Poaceae
Product: 54S ribosomal protein L19, mitochondrial
Exons: 2
Coding region: 165-629 (154 amino acids)
Biological process (GO): translation
Cellular component (GO): large ribosomal subunit; ribosome
Molecular function (GO): large ribosomal subunit rRNA binding; structural constituent of ribosome
Source: RefSeq, a predicted model, not a curated record